Molecule: messenger RNA, 1572 nt
Organism: Aegilops tauschii subsp. strangulata
Lineage: Eukaryota; Viridiplantae; Streptophyta; Magnoliopsida; Poales; Poaceae
Product: flowering-promoting factor 1-like protein 5
Biological process (GO): regulation of flower development
Source: RefSeq, a predicted model, not a curated record
AUCGGUGACGUAAUUAAUGAUGGGCGGCAGACAGACGGAUGAAUGGGUGGCACCGGCUUGCCGUUCCUCGGCAAUCGCACGCAUGUUAAAUGUAUGCAGGUGGACGGACGGGUUCUCGUUUGAACAUGGGGCAACUGCAUGCACCGGAAAACGACGCGGGCGAUGCUCCCAAUCGUCGCGAUGUUUCAAUGCCUGAGCGCUUUGAGAGGUCGCGUCGCUCUGAGCCGCCAUUAAUACGGCACUCGUGCUCCAGAGUGGUGCUGCUGACCUUUUCCGACGGGAACACGCGCGGGCGUGGGUGAUUUUUUUUUAAUUAGUCAGGGCAGUCAAAAAUGAACGUGACAGUGAUUCGACGGAACUGCGUUGGAUGACAAAACACAUUCAAAUCGUGCGGUCCGGACGGUACGAGAGUCGGCGAAAUGCCUUACGAAUAGCAUUGCUCCGGAGCAAUGAUGUGGUUGUCGACUCGUCGGCUUGUGGCGGAAGUUGGCACAUAAUUUGUACCGCGCUGCUCGAAUUGGAAACUACAACGUUGCCCGGAUUGGGCCCGGGCAAAGUUGCAGCUAGCUACUGUAGCUAGCUAGCUCUAGCGUCCACGUGAAGCCCUUCGGCCUCCUGUGCAUACGCUGGCCCACGUUACUUACAGCGUUGCAUUAUUGGUACGUGCUCCGCCGUGCAACGGCAAUGGUGACGACGGCGAUUCUAUAUUUAGCCAUGUGCCUCACGCAAGCACGCACGCACUCAUCUGCAGGAGCCGCAUGCGACGACGCUAGAGCUAGCCAGAAAGAGCGGUGCCACAUCGAUGGCGGCGGGCGGCGUGUGGGUGUUCCGGAAGGACGGGGUGAUGGAGCUGGAGCGGGAGGCGUCGAGCCGGAAGGCGCUGGUGUACGUGCCGGCGAACGAGACGAUGCGCUCCCUGCGGGCGCUGGAGCGGCGGCUGGGGUCGCUGGGAUGGGAGCGCUACUACGAGGACCGCGCCGUCGUGCAGCUCCACCGCCGCGACGGCAGCCUCGACCUCAUCUCGCUCCCGCGAGACUUCGCGCGGUUCCGCUCCGUCCACAUGUACGACGUCGUCGUCAAGAACCGAGGCCACUUCAAGGUCGUCGACCUCUAAGCGUGCGUCUCGCUCUCGCCGGCCAGUCAAGCUUGCAAGGUGUGUGUUAAACACUGUACUACGUGUGAUCGAUCAUUAGACAUUUGCGUCUGUGUGUCAUUUGUUGUACGUGUGAUUGAUCGUUGUGCGUGUGACACAAAUGUAUGCCUUGUACUGUUUGGCGUUUCCGUGUUCGUACGCCUAAGCUAAUCGUGUGGCUUAUGUGUGUCCCGUUUUUGUCUUUUCGCUAGCCACCGAAUUAAGAUUCCAGGAUUGCCAGUGUGUGCUACUCCUAUUGACUGGAGCUCCGUAAGAGUAGUACUAAUAUUCUUCAUGCUCAUAACAAGUUACACUGAUUUUGACCUAAUAUCCAAGAAAAUACAAAGUAACUUCCGUGACUAAGAAUUACAAUAAAAUAUCUUGAAACACCUUUCUUCGCGGUAUCAAUCUCUGCUCAAAGGAAUACUCCAAAGAUUUUG